AUGGUCGGUGAUUUUACAGAAGCUCAGACGAAGAAAAUCAAGAAGAUGCACCGCAUUCGUAACCAGCUUGUCAGAAACGUGUUCAAUUUCUACAAAGCAUACAAUCAUUUGUACGACGACGUGAUCCCGAAUGAUGAAGUUUUGGAUAGCUACUAUUCUGAUGAAAUGAUCGCCCAGCAUUUUGUAGACUUCGCAGAUGACGAUGAUGAUGCUUUUUAUGAUGAUGCCAUUUGUGCUGAGGAAGAAUCGGUUCGCGGCAAUUCCGACUCGUGGAAUGGAGGAGAAGCUGAUGAACAAAACGUGCUUGAGCGACGU
Molecule: messenger RNA, 315 nt
Organism: Phytophthora nicotianae INRA-310
Lineage: Eukaryota; Oomycota; Peronosporomycetes; Peronosporales; Peronosporaceae
Exons: 1
Source: RefSeq, a predicted model, not a curated record